CUGAGCAAGUCUGCUCUGCUCAGCUGCUGUGAAAACUCUGUGUAUGUGUGAACUCCUUGCAUGCAUGUGUUAAGAAGAGUUUUGUGUGCGCGCACUGGUUUGUGUGUUUUUGUAAGCAGAGCUGAAGUGCAGCCGUUCAUCAGUGGAGCCGACUGCAGACAGGGGAAUACUCAGAUCUCACUUUGCUGCUUUUCAACUUACACACCAGCUGCUUUUUGGACUUUCUGAAGACUCACUGGACGUAUUUUGCACCAAAGCGGGACUCUGCUGCUGUUCUCGCGCUCUGUUCAGGCACCAUUCCCAUAACUGGAAUUAAUCAUGUUUUAAAACAGAAUUUCCACCUGCUUCGCUAAUUUAAGCUCUCGGUUUCUAGUCUGGUUAAAUUCUGAAAUUCAGCAAUAACUGUUUUCUCAUUAUCCCGUAACUUGCCUGUACUUUCUUGCUGAAAUCAGAUAUGAAACGUCUUGAGAAUGGAUGUUUGGGAAGCACAGGACAAAAACUCAGUGAGCGUGAAUAGGUGUGUAUACAGCACUUUCUGUGUAUAAGCAAGCUUGUUUGUCUUGCAUAGGAAAGACUAUGAGAAGUUAAAGAGAAGCAAAACAGUGCUGUAACAAUGGAGACUGUCUGUGCUGUCCAAGGCAUGUCGGGCUCAGGUGGAUGCUGAUCCCAAUCUGGAAUGUGCUGAACUCCUGUGGAAUUUGGUUCCCCUGGAAACGGAUAGGCAGGUCUUUGAGCCCAUGUGUAAUGUGUUUGUCCCAUCUCUGAUGCGAGAGGUGAACUUGAUCAUCCUUCAAGAACGCAAGAGAACGACGUUACGUUGAUUAUUAAGACCCUCAAACGAAGCCUGGCAGAGGAGAAACUAGAAGCCACGGCACAUUUUAAGGAUCCUUCCAAUACGUCUUUAAAAGGCCGGUUCCUGCUUCUGUUACACAGAUUCUGAAGACUCUGAAUCAGAACCAGAACACAAGUAAAGCUGUUAAUAAAUUCAAAAUUGAACAAAUAAAUCAUAUCACAGACUCUCAGCUUUUCAAAGAAAGGAGUUUGCUUUAAAUUUGCCAAGAUGAUGACCAUGAUGAUGAUGGUGGUGGCCACGAUGGUCACCUGCAGCUCUCUGUUCCUACUGGGGCUGGCUGCUGCCCAUGCAUCCUCCAGCACCAUGACCCGCACCUCCUCUUCCUCUUCAUCCUCUUCAUCUUCCUCCUCUUCCUCCUCCUCCUCAUCAUCCUCACCACGCAUGAAACUAUCAUACAAAGAGUUGCAGCAGUUCCACGGGGUGCGGCGAUUUGAGCUGGAGCGUUCCUGCUGCUUCAGCGCCCUGCUGUUGGAUGAAGAGAGGGGUCGACUAUUUGUGGGAGCCAAGAACUUCCUGCUGUCUCUCUCACUGGACAACAUCGCCAAGCAAGAGCACAAGAUCUAUUGGCCUGCCCCUGUUGACUGGAGAGAGGAGUGUAACUGGGCUGGCAAGGACAUCACUUCUGACUGUGUGAACUACGUGAAGAUUGUACACCACUAUAACCGCACCCACUUAUAUGCCUGUGGAACAGGAGCUUUCCACCCCACCUGUGCCUUUGUAGAGGUGGGACACAGGAUGGAGGACCACGUGUUCAGGAUUGACCCCUCUAAGGUGGAGGACGGGAAAGGAAAGAGUCCGUAUGAUCCUCGACAUAACGCUGCCUCCGUGCUUGUCGGUGAUGAGCUGUAUGCAGGUGUGGCCACAGACUUAAUGGGAAGGGACUUCACCAUCUUCAGAAGCCUGGGGAAACGCCCCUCUAUCCGCACUGAGCAGCAUGAUUCAAGAUGGCUUAACGAACCAAAGUUUGUUGGUUCCUUUUGGGUCCCUGAAAGUGAGAACCCAGAUGACGACAAGGUCUUUUUCUUCUUCCGGGAGACGGCUGUUGAGGCUCAAGGGCUGGGAAAGUCCACCUACUCCAGAAUCGGACAGCUGUGCAGAAAUGAUAUGGGCGGUCAGCGAAGUCUGGUGAACAAGUGGACAACGUUUCUCAAGACCCGUCUGAUCUGCUCGGUACCGGGAGCUGAUGGCAGUGACACGUACUUUGAUGAGCUGCGCGAUGUAUUCCUGCUACAAACAAGGGACAGAAAGAACCCCCUGGUUUACACCGUCUUUUCUACUUCCAGCAGCAGUGUGUUUAAAGGCUCAGCUGUGUGUCUUUACUCCAUGAAUGACAUCCGGAGGGCCUUCCUGGGGCCCUUUGCUCACAAAGAGGGGCCCAACUACCAGUGGGUCCCCUUCCAGGGAAAAGUGCCCUAUCCCCGCCCCGGAAUGUGCCCCAGCAAGACAUUCGGCAGCUUUGAGUCAACAAAGGGUUUCCCAGAUGAUGUGAUUCAGUUUGCGCGCCACCACCCUCUAAUGUAUAACCCGGUCUACCCUAUGACCCGGCGGCCCAUCUUCAUCAGGACCAAUGUGGACUACAGCUUUACACAGAUCGCUGUGGACAGAGUCAAUGCUGCUGAUGGACAGUAUGAUGUCAUGUUUAUUGGCACAGAUAAAGGGACUGUACUAAAGGUGAUCAGCGUCCCCAAAGAAAGCUGGAACAACAUGGAGGAACUUCUACUGGAGGAGCUGGAGGUUUUCAAAGAUGCCUCAUCCAUCAUCAACAUGCAGCUCUCCUCAAAAAGGCAACAGCUGUAUGUUGGCUCUGACACAGGCAUCGCCCAGAUUCCACUUCACCGCUGCAGCGUAUAUGGGAAGGCCUGCGCUGAGUGCUGCCUGGCCAGAGACCCAUACUGUGCCUGGGAUGGAACUUCCUGUACUCGCUACCUGCCAAACACAAAGAGACGUUUUCGUCGCCAGGAUGUGAGGAAUGGAGACCCCAACACUCUUUGUUCAGGAGAUCAUCAUAAGCACCGUAUUGCAGAGAAGAAGCUGUAUGGAGUAGAGGGAAGUAGCACUUUCUUAGAGUGCAUCCCCAAAUCCCUUCAGGCCAGAGUCAACUGGACCUUCCAGAAAAAUCCGCAGAAUCGACGAGAGGAGGUACAUCUAGAUGAGCGCAUCCUCCAGACAGACAGAGGUCUUCUGAUUCGUCGUGUCCUAAAAAGAGAUAUUGGCAUCUACCAGUGCCAUGCAAUGGAGCAUGGCUUCAGCCAAACCUUACUCGGCAUCACUUUAGAACUUGUACCUUCAACAUCUUCCUUUGUCUCCAAUCUACCUUCUGAUGCACCUGUUCGAUUAGACCCCCGCAGCGGAGGUGGACCCCCAAUGACCAAUCAGAAGCUUUGGUACCGGGACUUUAUGCAGCUGGUGGACCAUCCUAACCUAAGCACAGUUGACCAGAUUUGCGAGCAGGUUUGGGCACGCAGGAACACCGAUGGUGACCAGGUUGGUAAGGAUGUCACACCUCUGCGUCCUGCUGUCCGUCCAACUAACAAGAAAUGGAAGCAUCUUCAGGAGAUAAGGAAGGGGAGGAACCGUCGGACCCACGACGGGAAACCAAACCCUCGUUCGCCACGCAGUGCAGGAGAGUAACGAUGCAGAGAAAGAAGGAGAGCAAGAAAAGAAUGACUGACUCAAGAAGAAAGCAGGAGAAUGACAGAGACUGAGAGACCAAGAACUCCUGGAGGUGUUCACGCAUACAGAUACACCCACAUAAGCACACACAUACACACAUGGACACACAGCACCUCCUCUAUUGUGUAUAUUUAUCUAUGGAUGCCCCCACUAUAUGGUAGCCCAGCCCCUGAGUCCUCAUCCCACUGGCCAGUCCCUGCAUGUGCUGCCUUACUGCUCAAACUGAUUCUGCACGAUCCCUUUACAUAGUUCCACUAGAUUAGUCAGUUUACUAGCAGAUACAUGGGAGUAAACACACAUUGAUCUGUGGGUAAUAAACUCACUGACCUGUCAUUCCCUUCACCACUGUCAGUAUAUGGAAGGUGGGUUCACAGCACAGGAUGACCACAUCUUAAAUUGCCUGCUACAAGCCAAUUGCACAUUGUGUGUAGUUAGUGGGUCACAAUGUGCACACAGUUUUCCUGGACUACACCACAUAAACAAAUGUAACCCCAAAGUUUUGGAUGAACUCUCCAAAUGGCAUUUCUGACCUGAAGAUUUCAUGCCAGCGUAGCAAAAGUGUGGACUCGAGUGUUCUGCCCAGUGGGAAGCUAAUGGAGCAACUGGAAUAUACAAAAAUGUGACUGGAAACACACGACUAUUUAUGUUGAAUUGCACAGGCAGAUAAAAAUUGCUACUUAUUUAUACAAACAGAUGAACUUCCUGUGGUGCUGUACAUAGGAAGUACACACAUAAUAACCUCACUUUUCCAAGCAGUCACAAAAGAAAGUGAUGCCAGCAGCUUUGGGCACCCUGUGGAGCAGAUCAUCACGGUAAAAAAAAAAAACUGGUUACAUUAUAUUGUUUCUUUUUUGUUUUGGUUUUCCUUUUAGCAGUUUCCUCAGGCAAGUUGAGGCAUGUCACAGCAAACUAAAUUACACAAUGCAAUGCAGGUGGUCAUAGUUAGAGAGUAGUCCAGAUAUGAUUAUACAUAUUGCUUUACAUACUGGUUUGAACCACUGUAGAAAGAGUAGAGAAAAAUCUACUUGAAUUCCAUGAUAUGGAAAAAAGAAAGAUUAGCUGUUUACAGUGCAAAGACAAAAGAUGGAGCACAAAGAAAUCAGCCUGAAAGCAAAUUAAUACAUCUAAAAGUUUUAUCUGGCCUCUGUUAUGUCUACAAAUACAAGAAGGACUGGAAGAAGAGCUUUGACAUGAUCCAAAACCCUCACUCCAAAGGCUAAACAUUUGCUGCAUUCAAACAUUUUGUGCAUUAACAUUAAAAAGAAAUGAUGGCGGUUUGGUUUGGGUGAGAUGCAUUAAUAUGGCGAGCAGGAUGAAGAGGAAGAGGAAAGAUAUUAGCGGACUUCAAAUAUGACAACCUGUGUUUCUGGGCUACAUUGCAGUAUAUAUAUUAGCAUGAUAUUUAUGAGUGAGUCUAUGAUUUUUUUUUUUUUGUAUUCUAAGCGGUACUUCAUUUGUUUUACACUGUUCUUGCAUAUAUUGUUUGUUUUAAAUAGUUAUGCAAAGAUUUAAAUUAAGCGAGUCACAGAUUCUUCAUUCAGCACAGUAAAAUGCACGGAAAGCUGUUCACCGACCCACGAUGCAUCUUCACUGCAACAGAAAAGAAAAACAGUUCUGACUCUUUACACUGUUGUAAUCACUUCCCAAUUUAGUGUUACAGUCAUUAGUAUCACUAAUUUCUGCUGCUUAAUGAUGUCAUCCCUACAUAAUGGACAGUUAGUACUAUAAGGUCUUCCUUUUCAUGUCUUAGUCUAAUCUCUGUGUAUUAUCUGUAUAGAAAUCUUUGUUUGUUGGUUGUCUGUGCUAACAUUGUGUGUGUAGCCCUGCCCCUAGUGUCCAUUGUGUGUACGGGCUCAGAUGAAGCCUACCUGUGGUACGAUAGUUUAAUAUAUCAUAGCCUAUCCACAUGAAAGAAAGUGAAACUGGCUGGCCUUGUAAAAUAAACCAUGCAUUUCUUUUGCGUUCAGUCUGACUUUCAUGAUGACUUUAUGGUCUAUUUAUGUUUCUGCCUCAAUAUAUCACGGUUUGAAAGAAACUGGUCAGAUUGGGUUUGGUGAGUUAAUUCAUUCCCAAACUCCCCGCUAAAACUAGGUGGCGUAAACUAGACCCGUGAGUGGAUUUUUGAUGUGUGGACUCAUUGUUGCUGUUAUUUAUAUUCCUUCUUUAUAGAGAUGUAAUUAACUCGUUAAACUGAACCGACUGACGCCUGUAAAAGGGACACUCUGCAUUUUGACACCACAUCCAGGUAGAGAGGAUUUGCUGCAUUUAAAAAAAUUAAACUUUUUCAAUGCAGGAGCAGCAAUGCCUGCUUUUUCACCACAGAAUUUCUUAAAUCAUGCUAAUAUUUAACUCAAUAGGGAUUUUUAUUCCUUUCAAAAAUGAUUUUUUUUUUAACAUUGGUAGUGAUGUCAAACUUGCCUGAGUAUUCCUUUUCAUCCAGCUGUUGUUUUGUGCUUGAAAUUGCAUGACCAGUGUUAGUGGUUAACGCAUUUGACAAUGGUGUGGUGGCAAGAAAGAGAGAGGGAAAGAAAGCACAAUGUAGAAUAUUAUUAUUAUUAUUAUUCCUGUGUAUUUAUGUGCAAAGAUAAGCUGAUAUGUUGUGGUGGAUUUUUAUUUUUCCUAUACAUGUAGAUUUACAUCUGUGUUGUUCGUGUUCUGCUUAAAAUUACUCAUCCUCAACAUUUUUGUACAUUACAUCUUCCCAAAAGAGAGUGUCCAGUUAGUCUUUGUUGUUCACGCAGUCCUCCAAUCAAACACUCCUGUCGUAUCCCAUGCCAUAUGACGCACCCCUGUUUAACAGCUCACAAGGAGAAGCUUGUGUGUGUAUAUGUGAGGGCGUGUGAAUUGUGUGCUUCUGUUUUAUGCGUGCAUGCGUGUGUGUGUGUGUGUGUGAGAGAGAAAGUCUUGGGGGAAAGCAGAGCUCUGUAUAUAAUGGAAAAAAAAACAGCUGUUUGUAGAGUGGUCAAUAGAUGAAAGUUCAAAGGUCGAAGGCCAAAGUUAAUGUGGUGCACUGUAAAACUCCCAGGUCUUUGUGAAAUGUCAUGUCGGGUUGUUUUUUUUCAUUAACACAAUAAAAAUAUGCAGUUACUUCAAGAUUCA
Molecule: messenger RNA, 6625 nt
Organism: Archocentrus centrarchus (flier cichlid)
Lineage: Eukaryota; Metazoa; Chordata; Actinopteri; Cichliformes; Cichlidae
Gene: sema3b
Product: sema domain, immunoglobulin domain (Ig), short basic domain, secreted, (semaphorin) 3B
Exons: 18
Coding region: 1061-3484 (807 amino acids)
Biological process (GO): negative chemotaxis; axon guidance; neural crest cell migration
Cellular component (GO): plasma membrane
Molecular function (GO): semaphorin receptor binding; chemorepellent activity
Source: RefSeq, a predicted model, not a curated record